Gossypium raimondii (Peruvian cotton) is the source of this 558-nucleotide messenger RNA. RefSeq lists its product as uncharacterized. The transcript has a single exon. Bases 1 to 558 code for a protein of 185 amino acids. Lineage: Eukaryota; Viridiplantae; Streptophyta; Magnoliopsida; Malvales; Malvaceae. The record is from RefSeq and is a predicted model, not a curated record.
AUGCUAUCCCAAGCCAUAUUGAGAAUGUUGAAGAGGGUUGCUGGACCCCAUUCUAGAUUCGGGGGCCGUGCGUCAGUAACUGAACGACUCCAAUUCAAUAAAGCUGAGUUGUUUACGGGUGUCACUAGAGUCGUCCCUACUGUACUCGAGUAUUGGUUGGAGGCCACCGAGAGGAUCAUGAAUGAUAUUGACUGUACACCUGAGCAGAAACUUCAGGGUACAGUCUCUUUGCUUCGCGACGAGGCAUAUCAGUGGUGGUUAUCGAUUGAGAAGGGUACUCAGUCAGAUUGUCUGAACUGGGACUUCUUUAAGACUGCCUCUCAGGGGAAGUAUGUUGGGGCGAGCUAUGUAAAUGCUCGUAGGUGUGAGUUCAUGAAUCUUACCCAAGGUGAUAGAUUUGUGGCCGAGUAUGAGGCUGAGUUUGUGAGGUUGAGCCGCUACACUCGAGGCAUUAUGGCAUCUGAGUACAAGAAAUGUGUCUGCUUUAAGGAUGGUCUGAAGGAUAAUUUGAGGGUACUGAUCGCCAAGAAAGUUAAGCGUAUGGAGUGCCAAAAUUGA